Phymastichus coffea is the source of this 3817-nucleotide messenger RNA. RefSeq lists its product as uncharacterized. The record is from RefSeq and is a predicted model, not a curated record. The coding region runs from base 540 to 1790 and encodes 416 amino acids. The transcript has 6 exons. Lineage: Eukaryota; Metazoa; Arthropoda; Insecta; Hymenoptera; Eulophidae.
GUAGCCUCCGCAUCGUCUGGCUCUGUCUUUAUCAAAUAAAAAAAAAAAAAGAAAAAAGUGAGCCCCGUGAGCGCCCUGUCCCCUGUCGUUGUCGAUCGAAUCGAUCAUUUCACGCCUUCGUACGGCUGUGACGAUAGCUCAAGCUCGAACGACACGAGUGCAAUGCCAGUGUAAACAAAAAGAGAGCAACAGUGCGGGCAGCAAACAAAGCAAAAGUAAUAAAAAAAGGCAGAAAAGGAGUCGUAGCCAAGUUAAAAAUUAAAGAGGAAAACAAUGACGUGGACGAGCUUCACGAUGGAGCAACUGCUGUUCGGAGCGAUGGUGCUGGUAGGCCUGGUGUACUUCGAAGCGGUAGCGACGGCGAUGCUGCUGCGACAGCAGCAGGGUGUCGUGGCCUAAGGGGAGCGAGCAGCCGGAGAUAAGUGUCGCACGACAGCAACAGCGCGAGGCGUGCAGUGCGAGACGAGCGACGUCCCAGCGCCCGCUCGGUUCAUGGGUACGAGCAGUCACCAGCGACAUUUGCAUCCAAGGACAUCGCUAUGAAGACCCAACGUGCCGUCAGCUUCGACGAGUCGUCGAUGGAGAGCUGCUCGACGGCAUUGCCCGACGAGCGCUCGCGCGAAAGUUGCGGCAGCUGCGAGAGCUUCGAGAGCUCUGCCAACAACUGCAUAUCCAGGCUGAGCGGCGUCGCGAGCACGGCGGCGGCGACGACGACGACGACGAGCAGUCCGACGCCGCAGAACCUUCAAGAGGUGACGAGCCUCGAGGAAGCCAAGUGCGUCAUAGCCGCGCUCAGAGCCCGACAACGGGCGCAAGCCCAUCAGAUGCUCGCUUGGAGGAGGACCCUGAAGCUGCAGGAGGAGCUGGUGGCGCGACUGACGCGCGAGAAAGCGGAGCAGCUGCGCAGCCUGUCGUCGCAGCUGCUGCUGUUCGAGUCGCGGCUCUGCCGAAAGCAGAAGGAGAUCGAGGCGAGCCUCGCGCAGAGGGAGUCGAUGAUCCUGAAGCAGCAGCGCAUCAUCGAGCAGCUGCAGAGCAAGCUGAAGCUGGCGACCGAGCGCAGCGGCCGCUCGGCCGAGCGCGCCGGCGGCUCGCCACCGGCCUGCGACGCGCUCGACAGGCUGGACAGCCUCGGCGACGCCGACAGCGCCGUGGUCCUCGAGGACAACUUCCUCGACGAGCCCGCCCUGCCGAGGUUCCGCUCGAGCAUCGUGGACGUCACGCUCAUCAGGUCGGUGUCGGACGCGGUCGAGCCCCCGGCCAACAACAAGUACGGCUCGUCGCAGAGGCGCUGCAACGGCUACCUGCGCCGACCCGAGGUCCUGGAGACCGUGUACUCGGUGGAGGAGGACGCCGACGCCGACGGCAGCCGCGCCGCGGCCUCGGCCGACGAGGAGGAGGCGGCGCUCGACGAGGAGGCCGCCGCCGCUGCCGCCGCCGCCGCCGCCGGCACGCAGAGGCACUCGUCCGACUCGGCGAUCGACAGGCCCAAGCUCAGGGAUCUGUACGGCAGCUUCGAGCGGCUGGCUCAGCAGGAGGACGCCGCUCGCGACAGCCAGGCCGCCGGCGCUCUGCCCGGUGCGCAGAGGAGCCGCGACGAGAGCCAGCAGGCACAGGUCACUUACAACAGGGUCAUGAGCAACCACAGAUCGGUGACCAAGCCGAAGGACGUCAAGUACAAGCGCAUCAACAAGGCCAAAUCCAAGAGUCUGGAGGAGCUGCGUGGACGACUGCGCAACUGGGUCGAGAAGGGCAACAAGAUCGCCAUAUCACUCGACCAGUCGUACGCCUGACGAUAGGCUUUGCAGUGUCGUUCGUCGUCGACGUCCUCCGCCAGCGAGCGACACUGAACUGUACACACUCGCGCGUACACACGCUCCUUUAGUCGAUGAACAAAGAUUUUUUUUAAUUCUCUCUUGUGAUACGCGAGACGCGAUGAGAUUGUGAUAAGUCGUCGUUUGUUUGUUUCUCUCUCUCUCUCUCUCUCUCUCUCUCUCUCUCUCUCUCUCUCUCUCUCUCUCUCUCUCUCUCUCUCUCUCUCUCUCUCUCUCUCUCUCUCUCUCUCUCUCUCUCAAUUCUUUCGUCAAACUUGAUCCUGCUUUCUUGCGAGCGAAACGAGCAAAGACUAACAAUUGUUCUCUUUUGUCGCAACUUCGCGAGGAUACAUUUAGAUAUACGCGUGUGCAUUGGCAGGCCGACUCUUCUUCAAGCUGACGUCCCUUUGGUCGAUCGACGUGCACGUAAUCGGAAACUGCAGCCUUGGAGGACUUUUGUCAGUGAUAAAACAGCGCGCUUACGCGCCUGUGUGCCGCACGGGUUCAGCAUGCUUAACCUUUGCCACUAACAAAGCACCUUUUGCAAAAAUAUACGCGCGUCCAUGCGACUUUGACUUUGGCAUUGUUUUUUUCGCGGACAUCCGGUGCCUUGUUUUGCUGAAUUCUUUUUCGUGGUUUUUUUUAUCGAUAUCCGUAGCAUCCCGAGUCAAUAUAUAGAUUUUUUGCUCGUUCUCUCUUUAACCGACAACCGAUCCUCUAUUGUAUAAGACUCUCGUAAGUGCAUUUCGAUAGAGUGCGGCAUAUCAUACGUUGCUAUGUAACGUACCCAAAAGCGCCUUGUUGAACAAUCGAUUAAUUUUGUAUGUCUGAUCAUUGUUGGAGUCGACGACAACGUUUUGUACUCGUUGAAGAAUCAUAACGAAAAACAUUGAAAGUUAGUUGUUGUGCAGUGACGAAUGGCGAAACAAUUGGCUUGAUUCCGAUAGACGCAGAGUGUAAAACGUUAAUCGUCAUUGUCGCGAGCCUCCGAUCGACAAAUUUCAACUUGAUAUUUAUAACGAUAGCUGUUUUGGCGCUAUUUACACGAGAAAUUUGUUACGAUAAGUGUGCCAUCAAUCACAACAUAAAGAUUUAAUGUGUAUUCCUUUGUAAAUCAAAACACGACAACUACCUUUAAUUAUAUACACCUAUUGAAAGCCAGAUGCAAUGCAUAAACUGCUCGACAAUCUAGCAGAGCUAUUUUUUCAACGGAUUUGAAACAAAAGUUUUCUCUCUAUUUUUAUCCUACGGAUGUACUCAACUGGAACAGAAGAAAAAGCUAUGUAUAUUGAGACUGUAAAGGCGAGGAGGCGCUGUAUUGUGCAAAAUAAUUACCUAAGAUUUAAGAUCGCGAUCUAUAGUUAAUGUAUUUUAAAAAUAAUAAAAAAAAGACCACUUUACGACUAAAUUUACGGUUAGUAUAUGAAUUUUAUGUUCCUGCGGGCCGUUCUUCGGCUAAAACGAGCGAUCUCUUGCAUAACAACACAUUCGCGUGGAUUGCUAUUAUUAACGUAGAAUGUGUAAAUAUUUAUAUAUAUAUAAAAAAAGCACAGACACACACGUACACGUACACUGACGAAGGAGGCGCGCUCUCGCGAGUGUACGCCUUCGCGAUAGCACGCAUACAACGCGAGAUUUAUUUUUAAGAGUUUGAGAGCCGGACGAACAUUAGAUUUUUGAAGCAAGUGCGCGAAAACAAGUUACGUGCGAUACCCGCUCGACUCGACAGGUCGAGUGACUAAACCUACAGCACGACAAUGUCUUAAAAAAACGGACAGCAAUGAUCGAUAUCCUAUUCGAAUGGAACGGCGAGAGGCGCGUUGUAUUUACCAAAAGUCGGAGAUCACUCUUAAGUUGUAAGCUUGUAACAAGUUUACUCAACAAAACAGUGUAUAUCAUGUACCACCUUGCUUUACCUUACUCGAAGCUCGUAGACUGCUAUAAAUAUUACACUAACGGAUCUUCGCCUCGUUAUAAUAUAAUAAACAUAAAUUAUGCUAUCUAAA